GCGCACGUUAGCAUCAAUCCUUACAUGCCCCACGCUUUGCAAUCUCCAUUCGACUUGAAAACCCUAGCAACAAACAGUUGGGAGCUUCAUUUACUUUCAUCAAAUCUCAGUAUUCUUUUCACGAUUUUUUACAAUUUUGAAAGGUUCAUGCGAAAUCAGGGUUCAUCAUCGCGGAUCGAUAUAUAUUCUUUUCCCCCUUUUUCCGUCUGUAAAAGAAGUGGUUCAUAAAUGGAUUACAAUCCAUCGGUUCGAUCAAGACGUCCUGUUCGUAACAAUAACAAUUACCAUGGCAAUAGUACUUACAAUGAGUAUGAAAAUGAUGAAUUUGAUGAAGAUAAUGAAGGUAUAAACCAGAGAUAUGGUUAUCAAGAAGAUGAAGAAGAAGAAGAUGAUGAGGAUGAAUAUCAACAUGGGUAUUAUAGGGUUUCUGGAGGUGGAAUUGAUACAGGGGAGUCUUCUAGGCGUCACCAAAAGAAGCGAAGAUUAGAUAAUUUGGUUUCGAAUUACGAAUUUGCUCCACGUGCUAGUGUUAAUGCUUCUAAAGAAGUUUAUGGUGGCGUUCCUGAUAGGUCAGGGGAUGAGUGGAGCGAAAAUGCGACAUAUGUGUUGUUAGAGGUUUGGGGGGACAGAUAUUUGCAGUUAGGGAGGAAGAGUUUGAGGGUAGAUGAUUGGGUUGAGGUUGCUGAGAAGGUUUCAGAGAUGUGCAAAAUGGAAAUUAAUGAAACUCAGUGUAGGAACAGGUUGGAGACUUUGAAAAAGAAGUAUAAGAAAGAGAAGGCGAAAAUGGAGGAUAUGGGAAUGGGGGGAAGAGGAGGAGAAGGGUAUCAUGGCAAGUGGGCGUUCUUCAAAAAGAUGGAUAUGCUGUUAUCUCCUAAGAAACAACACAAUGGUUUGCCUUGUGGGGUUGAUUCAGGGGAAUAUGUGUUUAUGAAUACCAAAGUUUAUUUAAAUCAAUCGAAUGCUUUGGAUGAGAUGAGGGAUAGUCCUGGGGAAUCAGAAUCUGAUGAAGAUGAUUCAGAUGACAGGAACGAUGAUGAUGGAUUUAGGUUACUGGCUGAGUCAGUUCAAAAUUUUGGGGAGAUUUAUGAGAAGAUUGAGGGUAGAAAGAGACAACAGAUGUUGGAGUUAGAGAAGAUGAGGAUGGAUUUUCAGAGAGAGUUGGAGCUGCAGAAGAAGCAGAUUCUUGAGAGGGCACAGGCUGAGAUUGCAAAAAUAAGGGAAGGGGAUGAUGAAGACAUUAAUUCUGUGGAGAAUCUAAGUGGAUAAGCAGCAGUGGCAGAGCAUCCUCAAAGGGUGGAUGGCAACUUAAGCAAUGGCUGCAGCAACUCAUUACAUAUCAAGUCUUCAUCCUCCUUCCUUCUUUUCCUCAUCUGGGAGGUUAGUUUUUUUUAGCUGUUUGUAUUUUGCCUUGAAGCUUUUUAUAUGUAUUGAAGUAAAGCAUAAUAAUGUUAUCUACAUUAUUAAUAAGCCUGAUCUGUUUCCUCCUUUUGCUCCUUUUCUU
This is a messenger RNA of Cynara cardunculus var. scolymus (artichoke), 1501 nucleotides long. Its product is annotated as trihelix transcription factor ASIL2-like. NCBI's taxonomy places the organism in Eukaryota, Viridiplantae, Streptophyta, Magnoliopsida, Asterales, Asteraceae. The record is from RefSeq and is a predicted model, not a curated record. Gene Ontology annotation, molecular function: transcription cis-regulatory region binding. The transcript has 3 exons. Bases 229 to 1266 code for a protein of 345 amino acids. Gene Ontology annotation, cellular component: nucleus.